Molecule: messenger RNA, 432 nt
Organism: Cooperia oncophora
Lineage: Eukaryota; Metazoa; Nematoda; Chromadorea; Rhabditida; Trichostrongylidae
Source: the annotation of a GenBank genome assembly
AUGAUGCUUCCAUCACUUUCCGAGCUGAUUCAAUGGACAGGAUUGACUGUAUUCGAAUUAUGGCUGCAUGCAGCUUCGCUUUUCGGUUGCCUGGUGAUGCUGGCUCUAAAGGUGCAUCAGAUAUGGACGAUGUCAUAUUGGGUUGUGUUUUCUCCACUUUUUAUCGCCAGUGCCUUCAACUCCUACUUCGUAUUCAUAAUUUUCGUUCGAUCGGUAUUUGAGUACAAGGAUUUCAAAGGACCAGUUCUCAAAUUCGGAUUCAACGUCAUGCGCCUCGCAUUGAUCGCCCUGUUUGAAGUGCUCCUGUGCUACAAAGUUGAAGGUGAUUUCGAACACGGUCAGGUGGCAGUACGUUCAUCUUAUGGUAUUGUUUUCACACCCAUUUGGAUACUUUCUCUCGCAUUAUGUAUACAAACAUGCAGGCUGUUUUGA